ACAUUAUGUGUGUAUAUAUAUUGAAGUGGCCCCCUACAGAAGCCGGGCAACUUGCGGAUUCGUCUGUAUAAUCCAAAUCUUUGCGAGUUUCGACCCAGCCUGAGCCUGAGGUUGGUUACGGAAAAUGCCUUUCUAACAAAUACCGUUUGUUUCAUUCCUUUUCAAUUUUCCCACCUCCAUAGACGCACCACCAUUGCUCUCUUCUUCUUCUUCUUCGUCUUCAUUCUUCGUCUUCUCCUCUCUCUCUCCACAUUCUGCAAUGGACGUCGACGACAAACCCAUCGACCGUUGCAGUUCCAGAAAACUCCAAACCAAUAACAACUCCGUCUCCGGAACCGGAACCGACUUCUUGGAGACCAACAAGGCCGACAGAGCAAUGUGGCUCUUGAAAUGCCCCCAGGCCGUUACUCGCGCCCUUUCUAAUUCGCCGGAUGGCCCUUCUCGUCCGGUCGCCAAGGUCAUCGUCUCCGUCGACCCUCUGCAAUCCAAUGACGACGACGAUUCUUCAUCUACUGAGUUCACUAUGGAAUUGGCUGGCACUGAUUCUGGAAAUUCAUUAAGGUCCUACUCAUUGAAUAUGUCGACAGACUUCAUUCCAAUGUCGGUAUUUUCCGAGUCACCACCAGGGAAGUUUACAGUUGAGGGGAAAAUACUGAACAAAUUUGACAUGAAGCCCCAUGAUCAAAAUCUUGAGAGGUAUGGGAAACUCUGUCGUGAAAGAACUCACAAGUCUAUGACCAAAAGCAGACAGAUUCAGGUGAUUGAUCAUGUCACAGGAGGACAUAUGAGGCCUAUGCCAGGGAUGGAUGUGACGUCUUUUGGAGCUGCAGAGAAGAAGAAAGUGGUGAGCAAGGGAUCGGAAACAAAGAGGUUGAGAAAGGAGCGUGGCGAAUUGGAGAAGAUUAUUUUUAGGCUCUUUGAAAGACAACCAUAUUGGACGUCGAAACAAUUGAUUCAAGAGACUGACCAACCUGAACAAUAUAUGAAAGAAAUACUUAAAGACCUUUGUGUCUACAACAACAAAGGUGUUCACCAAGGAACAUAUGAGCUGAAGCCAGAAUACAAGGAGUCGGGUGAUGAAACGAAAUCGCGGUAGGUUUGUUCCAAGUACUGGGAAAUGACUAUGGUACUGGCUAACCAUUUAGUGCAAGGUGUGUCUGUGAAGGGAGAGGGCUCCUUUCUUUGCUUUUUAGUCUAGGCUUUGGAUUUCCUCAUUGUGCAUCAUCAUCUCCAAUUUCUCGACUCACUAGUAACCACUGAAAUUUUGUAGAAAUGUGGAACCGUCAUCGGUUUCCUUGCAACUGUAUAUUGUACAUAGUGAUCACGGUUGGUUGCUUGUGAUCAUAUAUCUGCUGUUCUGCUGUUACAAGUUCUUUUGUAAUUUGUAAGUAUUGAUUGGAUAUGGCCUGAAUUAAGGUUCUGUUGUUUGCAGGCUCUUGUAUGCAUUUCCUAUCAUAUUUUA
This is a messenger RNA of Momordica charantia (bitter melon), 1462 nucleotides long. RefSeq lists its product as uncharacterized. Gene Ontology annotation, cellular component: transcription factor TFIIF complex. NCBI's taxonomy places the organism in Eukaryota, Viridiplantae, Streptophyta, Magnoliopsida, Cucurbitales, Cucurbitaceae. The record is from RefSeq and is a predicted model, not a curated record. Gene Ontology annotation, biological process: transcription initiation at RNA polymerase II promoter; transcription by RNA polymerase II.